Messenger RNA from Arachis ipaensis, 2265 nucleotides. Lineage: Eukaryota; Viridiplantae; Streptophyta; Magnoliopsida; Fabales; Fabaceae. The record is from RefSeq and is a predicted model, not a curated record.
CGGUUAUAUGAUAAAAAGGGUUGUUGAAGUAAGAAAUGAAUGAAGAAUGAAGGAUCGGAGCAGCUUGCUAAUGAAAAUUGUAUGAUUGGCACCAUAUCUGGUAGGCCAUGGGGGAGAGAGAGAGAGAUAUAUGAAAGCAUUAGCCCGUGAUUGAGUGAGUGAGCCAACAAGUUAACUGCUUGAAAUUAAAUCCCCCACACUUGGGUGUCCUUCACUACAUGACAAUUUCCAACUCCCACAUAGAGACAACACCCUGGCCGGCUGCUUCACAUGCCUUCCUCUAUUCCUCAACCACGGCGACUCUCUUUUCUAGCCACCCAUGAAUACCUUCUGCUUCUGCUUCUGCUUGUUGUCCUCACCAAAAUUAAACACAGCCUUCUCUUUCUCCCACACACUUUGACUUUAGGCCUACACUUGUUUUCUUGGGAGUAGAGUCGUCUAUCCCACCACGAUCAUCAUCACCAGUGACCAGUCUCUUUUUCGGAUGAACAAGGGAUAACAUAACAUCCUCACCAAAAAAUUAAACCUUCAUGACAUGUCUAAUUCAAACCCACAAGAUAUUGGUUCGUUUCCCAACACACACUACUACAGUACUACUAGUCAGGUCACUUUCCCCCUUUUCCCCUGCUACUACCCUCUGAUUUCCCCCUUAAUUAUUCCACGCUUCAAUUCCUUUUGUUUUCUUUCUCUCUACAAUGCAAUAUACACUCACUACCUUCUCUAACUCUUCAAUGACGCAAUUCACCACAAAAAUACCACCACCUUUGCACCAAUACAACUUUUCAUUUUCAAAUCCUAAUAAUAAUAAUAAUAAUAUUAUGAACAAGAACCCUACUUCCACCACCUUCGGUGACGCCACUUGCAUGGAACAGUUACUUGUUCACUGCGCCAACGCUAUUGAAACCAACGACGUAACCCUCGCUCAGCAGAUUCUCUGGGUUCUAAACAACAUAGCUCCACCUGACGGCGAUUCCAAUCAGCGACUCGCCGGAAGCUUCCUCAGAGCCCUAACCGCACGCGCCGCGAAUACUGGAAGCUGCAAGAUGCUCGCCGCUGUAGCUGACGCCGCUGCUAACCGUAACAGCCUCGCCAUCGAAACGCACAGAUUCUCUGUCAUCGAGCUGGCAAACUUCGUUGACCUCACUCCAUGGCACAGGUUCGGGUUCACCGCCGCCAACGCCGCCAUUUUAGAAGCCACGGAAGGGUUCUCGGUGAUCCACAUCGUGGAUUUGAGCUUGACGCACUGCAUGCAGAUCCCGACGCUGAUCGACGCCAUCGCUGGCCGCCACGAGGUGCCUCCUGUAAUCAAGCUCACGGUUCCCGGUGCCGCCUUCAGAGAAGGUAACAUCAAUAUCCCUCCAUUACUCGAUCUUUCUUACGAGGAAUUAGGCGCGAAGUUGGUCAACUUCGCUAGGUCGAAGAACGUGGUCAUGGAAUUCAGCGUUGUUUCUUCGAGUUACGCUGAUGGAUUCGCCUCUUUGAUCGAACACCUGAGAGUGCAACAUAUAGUUUCCGUUGCAGAAGGUCAUCGUCCAAACGAAGCUUUGGUUAUUAACUGUCACAUGAUGCUUCAUUACAUUCCCGAUGAAACUGCACUAGUUCAUCAUCAUGAAACAGAUUCGAAUUUAAAUCCUUUUAUUGUUCAUGAUUACUCUUCUUCUUCGUCAUCUCCUUCAUCUUCAUCGUCAUCAUUGCGGUCAAUGUUUCUUAAGGCGGUUCGGAGUUUGGAACCUACAAUUAUGGUUUUGGUAGAUGAGGACGUGGAUUUGAUAUCAAAUAACUUGGUGUGUAGGCUUAGGUCUGCGUUCAAUUAUCUGUGGAUACCGUACGACACGGUGGACACGUUCCUUCCUCGAGGCAGCAAGCAAAGGCAGUGGUAUGAAGCUGACAUAUGUUGGAAGAUUGAGAACGUGAUAGCGCAUGAAGGGGCUGAGAGGGUGGAGAGGGUUGAGCCCAAGAGCAAGUGGGAGCAAAGGAUGAGGAAUGCGAGCUUCCAUGGGAUUGGAUUCAGCGACGAAUCGAUUUCGGAGGUGAAGGGGAUGCUGGAUGAACAUGCUGCUGGUUGGGGUGUUAAGAAGGAAGAUGACAAUCUUCUUCUCACUUGGAAAGGCCAUAAUGUUAUCUUUGCUUCAGCUUGGUUACCUGCUUAGUAUCUGUAAUCUUAUCAGUAAUAAAGCUUCAAUCUUCAAUCAUGAAUGUUUCUUAAUGAUGUACUAUUAGUUUUUUUUUCUUUUUUCUUUCUUCUAUAGAUUCUUAUUCCUUCUA